Molecule: messenger RNA, 4293 nt
Organism: Grammomys surdaster
Lineage: Eukaryota; Metazoa; Chordata; Mammalia; Rodentia; Muridae
Gene: Ss18l1
Product: SS18L1 subunit of BAF chromatin remodeling complex
Exons: 11
Coding region: 318-1526 (402 amino acids)
Biological process (GO): positive regulation of dendrite morphogenesis; positive regulation of transcription by RNA polymerase II
Cellular component (GO): nucleus
Molecular function (GO): transcription coactivator activity
Source: RefSeq, a predicted model, not a curated record
GGCGCGGCGGGGCGGGGCAGGGCGGGCGGAACCACCGAGGCUCAGCACAGGGGGCAGCGUAGCGGCGACCGGCUGGACGCAGAGCGCAGGCCGGGUGCAGGGGGGCUCCGCGCGGGAUCUGGUCCCGGGAGGCAGUCGCGUAAGGCGCGGGGACGCGGGAGGCUCGAGUGCGCAUUGGCGACAGGCAGGCGGGCGAGCCCACGGCACCGCGCCCCCCGUGCCCCCGCCCCCGCGCUGCGGAGAAUGGGCACCUCGGGCCGCGGGGCGCAGCCAGAGAAUAAACCCCAAUGAUCACGGGCUGAGUCCGCGCCGCCACCAUGUCCGUGGCCUUCGCGUCGGCGCGGCCGAGAGGCAAAGGGGAGGUCACUCAGCAGACCAUCCAGAAGAUGCUGGAUGAGAACCACCACCUGAUCCAGUGCAUCCUGGACUACCAGAGCAAGGGCAAGACAGCUGAGUGUACCCAGUACCAGCAGAUCCUGCACCGGAACCUGGUCUACCUGGCCACCAUUGCAGACUCCAACCAGAACAUGCAGUCUCUGCUUCCCGCGCCUCCAACACAGAACAUGAGCCUCGGCCCCGGAGCACUGAGUCAGACCGGUUCCAGCCAGGGCCUGCACCCCCAGGGCAGCCUCAGUGAUACUGUCAGCACAGGCCUGCCCCCUGCCUCCCUCAUGCAGGGCCAGAUCGGUAACGGUCCAAACCAUGUGUCCAUGCAGCAGACGGCCCAGAGCACACUGCCCACAACCUCCAUGAGUAUGUCAGGCAGUGGUCAUGGUACUGGGCCUGGGUACAGCCACUCGGGACCUACCUCACAGAGCGUCCCCAUGCAAGGGCAAGGUGCCAUCAGCAACUAUGUGUCUCGGACCAACAUCAACAUGCAGUCCAACCCAGUCUCCAUGAUGCACCAGCAGGCAGCCACAUCCCACUACAACUCAGCACAGGGUGGAAGCCAGCAUUACCAGGGCCAGGCACCCAUUGCCAUGAUGGGCCAAGGUGGUCAAGGAGGCAGCAUGAUGGGGCAGCGGCCUAUGGCGCCCUACCGACCCUCCCAGCAAGGCUCUUCCCAGCAGUACCUGGGCCAGGAGGAGUACUACAGCGAACAGUACAGCCACGGGCAAGGCUCGGCAGAGUCCAUGAGUCAGCAGUACUACCCAGACGGCCACGGUGACUACGCCUAUCAGCAGUCGUCCUACACAGAGCAGAGCUAUGACCGCUCAUUUGAGGAUCCCACACAGCACUACUAUGAGGGGGGAAACUCCCAGUACAGUCAGCAGCAGGCUGGGUACCAGCAGGGCACAGCACAGCAGCAGACCUACUCCCAGCAACAAUAUCCCAACCAACAGAGCUACCCAGGGCAGCAGCAGGGCUACGGCCCUGCCCAGGGAGCCCCCUCACAGUACUCAAGCUACCAACAAGGACAAGGUCAACAGUACGGAAGUUACAGAGCGUCGCAGACGGGACCUUCUGCCCAGCAGCAGCGGCCUUAUGGCUAUGAGCAGGGCCAGUAUGGGAAUUACCAGCAAUAAAGGACAAGCAUUGUCUUUGGACCCUUCACAGCAGUAUGUUCUGGAUGAGCCUGUGGCACUUCUGAUGAGUAAUGACAUGUUGGUCACCCUCUGUCUGCCCAGAGCCUUGUCUGCGUGACAGGCAGGCUCAUUUUGUGCCGGGUGUGAUGCCGUGUGCACCACUGGCUGCGCUGGCGUGACAUGUCUGGUGCUGUGUAAAGUAUUGUAUAUCGGUACGAUGGGGAGGUUGUCCUGUUUGUGUCCCCCACCCCCUCCCUGGUGUUCUUAGCUAGCUUUGGGGGGGGGGGGGUCACCGUGUCAUCACGUGUUCUGUGCCCACUGAUGACACAAUAUCUAAGGGACAUCAUGGUCCACGUUGCUGUGAGACUCAAUCUGUCCCCUCUCAUAGCAUUGUCACAAAGUGGACUGUAAAUGUUUCUUCUUCAACUGGCGGCUCAUAGAUUGACAUACAUACAACGCUGGGUGGCCAUCUCCUCUGUGCCUAAGUCGGGCUUUGGGGACACCUUCCGUGUCUUGGGUUGUGUCACUAUAAGAUUAAUAUGCUUCAUGUGCAAAGACCAUGAGCUGUCCUUUCCAGGACUUACCAAUUGCCUGUGUCUCUCCAGUUUCCAUGAUCCCAGAGUAUGUCUUUGUAGUUGAGAGUGAGGGAGAAUCAGUGUCUGUGCCCCUGAGGGUGAGGGCACCGUGAGGGGAGCCUUCCCUGGGAGGGCCGUGUCUGAAGAACAAGUCUCGCCGUCUCCUGGCUGCUUGUGACUUUGGCCCUUGUAUAUUUGGCAUCAUCUCUAGGAUUCAAGUGUGCCCAAACCUAAAUUUAAAGAGAAUUUAAAGUACUUAUGUUUCAUUUUACAAGCAGUUGGCAAGUGUUGAUAUUACGUCUUCAGGACCCCUGAGUUCAGAUUGCCAAGCAGAUGUUCCUUUGCGUUUAGGGAAGUCUGAAACCCACACUGCAUUUUUAAUGAAUCCAAAUAACUUUUAAUAUGUUCUUUCAAAUGAAAAGGACAAGUUUUAUACAGUGAAAAUUGAGUGAUUUUUUUUUAUAUCCCUAGAAUGUUUAAUCUCAUUUUAAUUCUGUGAAAACAUGAGACAGCUUUUUUGAAAAGGUUCUGUCAAAGGAAAAUACCACAUACAAUAUAGCAUGUAUAUUUCUCAGCAUUUGUUUGGGUGAUAACAAUAUUACUAUGAGAAGAAAAGAACAACCUUCAAGCUAAGUGCUAAGAACAACCAAGAACAUAUAAAACCAUCUCCAAGGCUACAGGGCUUGGUACAUCAGGCCUAUCCACCAUGAUGCUUUUGCUUUAUUUGUGUCUUACAUGUAGCCCAGGCUGGCCUCAAAUUCACUACGUAGCUGAGGCUGAAUAAUGAUCCUCACUCCCAAGUACUGAGACCACAGGCAUGCACCACCACACCUGAAUGUUUAUCUGUACCCACUGUAGCUCAGUGGGUAAAGCGCUUUUGUGGACUUGAAUUAAUCUUGCUGGAAAAUACAGUGCAAGCUCCAUUUUACUUACAGAAGAGUCAAGGGCUGGAUUAAAGGACUUGUCUGUGUUGGCUACAGCCUUACUCUAGGACAUUCUCCUUCUCCUAUGAGACUGAUGUCAACAACCAUGUGCAUAUGUCUCAUAGGCACAAGGUUUAGGAAACACAUACACAGCAAGGGCUGACUACAUGACGGUUUUAACUUUACAGAAACAAGUUUCUGAUCGCUACGUGACAGGAGUAUUAGCAGCUUCAUUUUAGGGACUCAUCAUCUCUUUAGCUCUUUUCCUUCCUGGCAGUUUUUAUAAAAUUAGUCUGCAAGCUCUAUUGGGGGCUAAAACAUCUCAUUGAAAAUGUCGAAACAUUUUAAGUAACUGUGAAAAUGGUUUUUAUUCCUUGCCAAUCUGGGAAUAUGCCUUUUAUGUAUGCAUACGUGUGUGUGUGUGUGUAUGUGUGUGUGUGUGUGUAUGUUAAAGUUCUGUAUUAGUGUGUAUGUGUUUGUAUGUAUGUCCGUGUAUGUGUAUGUUAAGUGCUGUAUUAGUGUGUGUGUUAAUACUUUUUGAAAGAAAAGGACACUUGAAAAAAAUGUAUCACCCCAAAAGUUCAAUCUGAAAUGUCUUACAUUAAGAAUUUCUUGAAUGUUGUGUAUAUAUUUUUAAAAGCACUUUGUGAAAUAGUUUGUACAUUUAUUUCCUAAUUUAUACCUGAUUUUGGUGUUAAUAUAUUUAAUUAUUAAUAAUGUUUAUUUAAUGUUUUGUUCAUUUUUAUGUCAUUUUGUGGGGGAAAGGUGAUGCUGGUCUUUUUCAUUGCCUGUAUUAUAGCUUUUCUUCUGUAACAUGAAUGUUUGGAGACUCCUAGGCUGAAAUGAACCCAUUGUGCAGGUGUGGUUGACUGUGUUUUGUUUUCUAUGACGACUCCUACUGAAGGCCAGAAAAGAUGCAAAGGGAGAAUUUGGAAAUCGCUGCUCGUUCUUUCUUCUGUUUCCUAACAUCCGUUCAACACUUGACCACUAAUGACUGAUGUUUUCAGAUGUGCUGACCACUACCUGCGGCUUAGCAGAAGCUGCACAUGUCAGGGCCAUGGUUGGAUGGAUAUCUCUGCAGACUUAGCAUAUAGCACAGUGGGAGAUGGGAGAUGUCCACAGAGGCACUGGGCAGACGCAGGCCUGGCCCAGGAAAGAGGUGUCUUCCUUUUCUGUUGUACCAGUUUCCAGACACGGGCUUCAGUAAUGAGUGUUCAAAGUUGUAAAAAGAGGAAGACUUUCCAUUAAAACACUUUUUUUUAGCCAUUA